CCGCCACGACGACCACCACCACGAGGAUCCACUAGAUGACCGCCAGUACCACACAACGGUGCAUGUUUGUCCCGUACAGGCCUGCCCUCAUCGUGUUGAGUCUGAUCUCCGUCCACUAUGUCAUCCUGAUCCUGUUUACCGAACAAACCAUCUACCUGAGACUAGGGAUGCUCGUCUGGUGCACCUGUGGUAAACCCCUGCCCCCGAAGCUACUGCUCAUGGUGCCACAUCGCCUCCAUAAAAGUAUCGUCCCCCUCUAGGGUGUCUCUCCAUCUAUAGGGUGAGGCUGCUCUGGGUGAGGCUGUGUAUCCGCCACCCAUCAUAACAUGCUGCGGCGGUGUAUGAAAGCUAUCGGCUGGUGGCUGAAAUCCCAAAGUAGGCUCCCCAUGAAACUGCGAUUGAGAGGGCUGAAACUGGGUCUGAGUCUGAGGCUGAGAGGGCUGAAACUGGGUCUGAGAAGGCUGAAAGCCUGCAGAAGAGGACGGAUGAAACUGCGACAUGAAGUCGAAGGCAGUAGUAGGUCGGACAGGCUAUGCUCGCUGAGCCAACUAAUCCUAACGACACCGUCGGAAAGAUCGGUAGGAGCAUGUCCUAACAGUCGGAUACACGUCGCCGACCACUCCGAUCUGGUACGUAUACUAUGAUGGCCUCACCGUCGAUCGAUAGAUCGCUCAGUGUGGCAACGUCCUCUAGAGUGAUUGUAACCUCACCAAGCGGCAUGUGGAAGGUUGAUGUCUCAGGACUUCAACGCUCUACGAGAGCAGUGAUCAAAGAUGCAUCAAUAGCAGUAGUCAUAGGGACCAACUGCUCAACGCUAAACAAACCGACAUCCUGGAGAUACGGCUCAUAACGUGGAUGGUACGUGACCAAAUUGGUCGUACCUCGAAUCUGGUAAACGCGAUCACCAACCUAUAGUGCACAAAACUUAUAUUAAUUCAAUUUCAUGCAUAAUUCUAUUUUCAGUUCGUCUAGUAAAAUCUAUAUAAUUUAGUAAAAUAUAUCUAAUCAAAACUAAUACUAAUUUCACAAAAUUUCACAUGCAAUUCUAAUAUUUCAGUUCACCUAGUAAAAUUUAUAUAAUUUAGUAAAAUAUAUCUAAUCAAACUAAUACUAAUUUCACAAAAUUUCACAAUCAAUUCUAAUAUUUCAGUUCACCUAGUAAAAUUUAUAAUCUAACUAGCUAAUGAACUUUAAUGAAAAUACUUACCUCAUUUUGCCAAACUGAGUUGGCCCGAUGUUGACCAUGUGCCCAAAGAAGUAUUGAAUCAACCGGAGCUGUAUCAAUCGUUGUAGGUGGUUUGGUUUGAUUUCAACACUGCUAACCAAUGAAACCAAUUAACCAAUUAAUGAUACACAUAAUAUACAUAAUUAUUUAUACUUCCAUGCAACCAACCAAACCAAACUUUCGUGAUUCGCUAUAUUAUUUCCAUGUGCACAACAAAAACCCAAACAUUAUGGGUAAAAAAUUAAAUGGGUCUGCCUAUUUACUAAACAAAAACAUUUUGGACAACACUAGACUUUAGGAUUACGUACAAUACCAUGACAUCCACCUCAAACUAUGUAUAGUUUAAGUAUUUUGUAGGAGAGCUUUAACUUCCUGAUGAGUGGUAAUGGUAUGUAUUUAUGUUAAUAGAUUUGUUGUAAGCUAACUAUAUUAGAUGAAGAGAUUAUGCAUGAUGUAUUAACUCGAAUGAUAAUGAUAAUCAUGGAUGGUUAGUCUUAUUAUAAUUGCUUAUAUAUAUAAUGAUAGUUUAUGAUAGUAACAACAUAUGGUUAUGUUUUAUUCAUUAACAGGAUAAUUAUUUUCAUGUAAUGUUAUGUUAUUUGGUUAAUCCGAUUAUCUGAUUAACCAAACCAAUUAAACUUUGAUUUGGUUAAUUUGGUCGGUUUGGUUAAGACAUUUUAUUCCAUGAUUGAUAAAAUUUAGGCUUAAUUGAUUUGGUUAUUAUCAUGGUAACCAUUUGAACACCCCCUAAUAUUGGUGGUAAAUAAAAAAAAAUUAUAUUUUGGGAAUUUUCCCCAUGUUUGAUCAAGGAGAGAUUUAGUGAUAUUUUUACCAUAUAUUUUUGUAGGGAGGUUAUGGAUGUAACGAGGGUUUGGAUUUGGAUUGAAAUAAUUUUGCAUCAACUGUUUGUGUGCAUUUUUCUUAUUAUAAUUCACCGUUUUUAAUGAAUGUGAUAAUGAACGAUGACGCUAUGACAAUACUUGUUGUCGAAGCAUGAAUCCUUCGAGCAUCAUCAUCAUCUCUUGAAUUUCACGAUCAAGUUGACACUCAUAUUCUCGUUGCCUCUCAUCAGGUUCCCUUUUGCCUCUCUCGAGCUUUUUUAUCAAGGUAACCAACCCCUAAUGUAGAAAAAGUUGUUGGUGUGUGGAGAGAAGUAAGAAAUUGAGAGAUUGAAGAAGGUUGACUAGUGGAAAAAGUAGCAUAACCAAGUCCAGGCUUCAUUUAUAUAUAUAUAUAUAUAUAUAUAUAUAUAUAUAUAUAUAUAUAUAUAUAUAUAUAUUUCAACAAUAUGGUUAAAACGGGAUGAAUAUUUGAUGACACUGCUACUUAUGAUUAAAAUUGAAUGGAUCGCUAAACCUCCACCCUUAUAAAAAUUUUGUCCCCGAAAUUUGCUCGGAACUCAUCCUUCUAACAAUACCCUUCUUAUACUUCCUACCCACAAUAAUUUAUUAUUAUCAUAACAACUUCGUUGGAACCCUUUGAUCAUAUAUGUUUCCUUAGCUCGUAGCACUCGUGUAACCUUGAGUGACUCACUGCCCUUUUUAUUUCACAACUUGACCCAAAAAUGAUGAAACAAAAUGCCGAUUUGAUUUACCAUGUUGAUCCAAUUCACCUAAUAGUUGUUGUUGAAGCUAAAUCCAAAAUCGAUAUAUCACAUUCAACUCAUUUUUCAUUAUGUCACAACCAUGUGAUCAAUUUAUUAUUACCUGAUCAAUUAUUAUGUUCAUCAUAAUUAAUUAUUACCACAUGUAUAAAAAUAACCAACAACCAACGAAUUAUAUAAGCAAAGUGACUAAAUUGAUUUAGCCUAGAACCCAAUCCCAUUUUUUUUCCUACGCUACUCUUCAAUUGAAAUUGUAGCUAAAAAAAUCUAAAAAAAUUCAUUCACUCUUUCCACGGGUAAUUAGCAUAAACGUGAUCACAAAGUUUUGUGCUUGGUAGAAAACUGCCAUAAAUCUUUAAUUUGUAA
This is a messenger RNA of Linum trigynum, 3194 nucleotides long. Lineage: Eukaryota; Viridiplantae; Streptophyta; Magnoliopsida; Malpighiales; Linaceae. The record is from the annotation of a GenBank genome assembly.